Molecule: messenger RNA, 2602 nt
Organism: Cucumis melo (muskmelon)
Lineage: Eukaryota; Viridiplantae; Streptophyta; Magnoliopsida; Cucurbitales; Cucurbitaceae
Product: guanylate kinase 3, chloroplastic-like
Exons: 2
Coding region: 249-1136 (295 amino acids)
Biological process (GO): purine nucleotide metabolic process
Cellular component (GO): cytosol
Molecular function (GO): GMP kinase activity
Source: RefSeq, a predicted model, not a curated record
AAAAAAUAAAUGCUCAUAUUCUAAUUUCUAGAAGCCCUUUGGUCAAACCAAAAGAAGAAACAGUGUUACCAUCCCCAAGUCUCUCAGCCACAUGAGAUAGCCAAAAAUGUCUCAAGAAAUUUCUAGUUGAGCUUCAAAUUUUUAAUUCUCAAAACCCUCAAAUGGGUUUCCCAUUCCCUGACGAUGUUGAAGAUUGAAUUGAGAUUGUGUUGUGAUACUGUGAACUGCGCUUCCCAUUCUUCUCUCCCAUGUCUCGCAGAUUCUUCGCCACUUCUCUUUCCCGCUCUUCAAUGCUCCACACAAAAUUCCACAAUCCCAUUCCUUUUCCUAAUUUUCUCAACCCCAUUUCCCUCAAAUCCAAAACCAUUCAAUCAUUCCCUUUAACACCACGAUUUUUCUCCUCCAUUUCUCAAAUGGGUGAUGCUCGAAGACCCCCUUUCCCCACCAUUCCGCCGCCCGACAAAGCCGACCGAUCGGAAUUGCUUCGUUCCCUCGAGUUUUCGCUCGGUUCUUCGUUUAGCUCCGACCCUUUGGUGCCGAAUCCAAGCCCUUUAGUUAUUGUGAUCAGUGGCCCAAGUGGGGUGGGAAAGGAUGCUGUGAUUAAACGAUUGAGAGAAGUCCGAGAAGGGCUCCAUUUCGUUGUCACGGCGACGAGUCGUCCAAUGCGACCUGGUGAAGUCGAUGGUAAAGACUAUUAUUUCGUCUCUAAGGAAGAUUUUCUUGAUAUGAUCGAUAGGAACGAGCUGCUGGAAUAUGCUUUAGUGUAUGGAGAUUACAAGGGGAUUCCCAAAAGGCAAAUUCGUGAGUUUAUGGCAAAAGGGUAUGAUAUUGUGUUGAGAGUUGACACUCAAGGGGCUGCAACAUUGAGGAAAGUUCUUGGGAAUUCUGCUGUUUUUGUGUUUUUGAUGGCGGAGAGUGAGGUUAAAUUGGUGGAGAGGUUGAUUGAUAGGAAGACGGAGACUAAAGAAUCAUUGUUGCUGAGAGUUGCAACGGCCAGAGAGGAAGUGAAGCAUGUUAGAAAUUUUGAUUAUGUGGUUGUGAAUGCAGAUGGGAAGUUGGAGAGUGCGGUUAAGCUUCUGGAAUCCAUUAUUGAUGCUGAGAAGGCAAAGGUCUCGCAGAGAAAUGCUGUUGUUUAGAUUCAGCUUUUGAGACAUCAUUUUGCAAGAUAAAAGGAGGGCUCUUCCCAAGGAUCAAAAGUCAAAUUUUAUUGUGAAUCAAAGGUUAAAGAAUACACGAGACAGACGGAGAAUCAAAAGCAGAUUAAGAACUAAAAUCCAAAUUGGAAACUAAAAAGGAUUAAAUUACCCAAUUACUCGAUGUUAACCACUAAUCCUGAUACUUCAUUAACAUGGGGUCUUAUGGUAUGGGAAUGGAAGGAAACUCGUGUUAGAACAUAGAAUCUGUAACGAAGCAUAAGUGGGUUGGUUAAUCUUGGUUAUUGGCCAAAACUGACUUUAUACUAUCCUAUUUAUAUAAAAUAAUGUGAAAAUCAACAUUGAAACCAACAUUCUAGAUACUCAAUGCCAACUGAAUAGACUAUACCAGCCCCUAAACUACUUUUGUUUCGAGUUUCAUAAAACUGAACCAACAACUUGUGUUGCUCAAUUCAACUGCCUAGCUAGAUUCAUUCAGUUUUUCCAGUUUCAGCUAGCACUCCUACUUUUUAGCUCUAAUGCUAUGUUAAGUUCAUCAUCAGGCCAGAAACUCAAAUUGAUCUAUUAUAAUCUCAUCUGUUGUUUUUACUGUUUAACACCGAGCAGCGUGUCGUGCUUUAUAUUACAAGAAACAGUGCACAGGAGAGACAGGUCCCCUAAAAUGGGGGUAUGGAUACUGUUAGGCCUCCAAUUGUGUAUCAGUACAUAGGAAGGGUAAAAGGUGAAAUGUGAUAAGAGGGGUAGAGUUGGAAAUAUGUGUAAGGGUAUAAAUAGUUUGUUGGGAGAAAUGUGGAGAGUUAGUUUGUACAGCAACCUUCUCGAGAGCGAGAGGUUGAGGAGGUGACAAUCACCUGUUAUCGUACUCUUAGUUUCAUGGAGAGAUUGUAUCGAGAGAGUGAGAUUGUACUAUUUAUUCCCAGAAAUGGAGGGGCACUGGCAUCCAAACCUCACAUAACUGGGCCAAACUCAUAUGGGUACUGUUUUGCAUAUGCCAUAUCCAUGACUUACGGUUAUCAUCAUCUCCUGCAGGAGUUAUUAGAUUAUCAUCAAUGGAAGAGGGUGAAGGCUGAUUUCAUUUAGUUACAUAUCCAUACGUCUGGUCUUGCUCGUUACUGUCAUUCCCAGUUUUACUACUCAUUAUAAUACCCAAACAUAGGUUGAACCCAAACCUUUAUGAAGCUCAUAUUUGUUUUGGCAGUUGAACAAUAAUCUCAGGCAGCAUAGGGAGGACUCACUGCUCCAAAAAGGUGUGUAUUUAUCAGUCUACCAUGGUUGUUACUCUAACUGAAAUGACAAUAAAGUUCUACUUUCUGUGGAUUCGAUACUGUACCUUUUUUUAUUUUGGGUGAAAAAAAAAACUGCAUGUUGAGUGUAUUGAUUGAACUGUACAAACAUUGGACUAAGAUACAAACGAUCUUAAAAGAAAAGCUAAAGGUUGUAUUUUUGAA